Molecule: messenger RNA, 2814 nt
Organism: Puntigrus tetrazona (Sumatra barb)
Lineage: Eukaryota; Metazoa; Chordata; Actinopteri; Cypriniformes; Cyprinidae
Exons: 4
Coding region: 1323-2243 (306 amino acids)
Source: RefSeq, a predicted model, not a curated record
AAUCGGAUCUUGUCUUGUCUUAUUCCUGCUGCAAUGUUCGAUGACGUAACAACAGGAUGUAGGUUACAGGAAUCUGAGGCCCUUCGUCGGCAGGCCGGAAAAUACAACUUCCUUUCUGGCUUUCCUUUCUAGCCAGUUUUCAACUUUCCCUGGGGAAAAUGUGAUUUCAUAUUAUGCCCCCAAGUGUCUCUAUUUUCAUCAAGAAUUGUGUUCACAUCUCUGGCUGCACGUCGAUGUACACGAUGAUUCCGUCGGGUUGGAGAGAUUUAUUCAGUUGGCCAUUUUGUCUUUUAUCGAACGCCGUGGAGUUUGCGAUGGAAAUAGAUUUUCCUAGCAUUGUUUAUUUGCUGACCGACUCCUAAGCUUGCACCUCGCAGGCAUCUAAUAACAGCGCGACCCGUCCGACUGCGAAGUUUAGUGAAGAACGCAUGCUCUGGUUUGAGCCAAUGAGCUCAAGAGCCUUGUCAGAUGUUCAAUCUGCGCCGUUCUCCGUUUCGCGUAUUUAUGUGGAAGCGUAUCCAGAAUCAGGGAAUGCUCUGUUUUUUCGGGAUCGAAGAUGUUUUGGGAUCGUCUGAGUCAACAAGUUGACCCAUAAAUGAAUGAAUGGAGAAGCCUCAGAAGGACAUCGGUACAAAAAGUGCAUUUCUAAAUACACAAAAGAUGUCAGCUGCUGAGACCACCGGUCCCCCACCAAAUACAACAUGCCACGAGGAUGAUGAGGAUGAUGAUGAUGUGUCUCUCAGCUGCAGUAUAAAGAACGAAGGACUAACCGUCCCUUGCAUGAGCUCCUUUACAUUGCAAGCUUGCAUUAAUUUCUUAAAAUCAUAUAAAGGUCCAGUGUUAUUCAAAAAGGGAGAGAUCUUCAGACGGUCUGAUAUCAGUUCUGAGUCACCUGUAGAUAACCCUUAAAGUGAUACAUUAAGUGAACUAGUGCUCUCUAGCGAUGGUCAAACGAAGCUCAGAAAAACAAGGCUCUAAAGUAAAAAGGCUGAACACUAUUAAUCUUAAGUCACACGGCACUUUGAUGUCGUCUGAUGGUUAAAAUUAUGUUCUUAUAAAAGUUAUAAAAGUCCCUUUGAAUACAGAUGUCUGCCAAGUCUUUAAAAGGUUAAAACUGCCUAAAGGUCGAUCUGUAAAUUCACAGCUUAAUUAGUUUUUUUAAGAAAAUGGCUAAGUAUUAUAGCACUAGCUCAUAUCUACAUUACGUGACAUUAAUUGGUUGAUUUAGCCGUGUACAUACAUUUCUGUAUAUUUCAGGCCACUGAUCAUCAAAAGCCGGAGUGGAGAAGGUUCAAAAAGACACGCAUAAGAAAAGUGCCUUCAUGAAUAUGCAGCAGACUGCGUUUGAAGCUGCUGAGACCACCGGUCCUUCGUCCAGUUCAACAAGCCACGAGGAAGAUGCGUCUCUCAGCUGCAGGAUAGCAAACCAAGGAUUCAGCGUUCCUUGCAUGAGCUCUUCUGACGUGGAAGCUUGCAUCGAAAUGUUGAAACGGCAUCCAGGUCCACUGCUGUAUAGAAACGGAGAGAUCUUCAGACGGAGAGAUAUCACAGACUGGAAUGGACUGCGGUUAACGAGAGAGCCGUUAUGUUUGAUGAAAGUGAAAGGAGAAAAGAGCAUCAAGUCCUGCUAUGGAGUCUACCUGAGGAAUGACUUCAUCUUGACGGCUUUUCACACAUUUCAGUACUCUAGUCUGUAUGACGCAUAUGUUUUCUUCCCCACCACAGACUUUGUUCUGGUUUAUGAGGCAAACCUUCCCAAAAAACGUCACAUGUUUCACGACAAAGAUCAGUGCCUCGUUAAAUUACUCGGACAAACAGAUGUUUUAGGAAAAGGUUUGCUUGAUCGUUGUGCGUCCGGUGAGAGCGAGGGUUUAUAUUUCUACGCAUUUGAUGUCCGGGGGAAUCUGCAAAAGCAUACAUGCACAGAUAUCACUCGUUCCUUGAAUAAGAAAAGCCAAAUAAAAGCGUUUGUGAUGUCCACCGCAGGUCAGCCAGGUGAAAGCGGUAACCCUGUUUUCUGUUUGAGAUCCAAUCAGUGCGUGGGAAUAUACACAGGUAUCACGAAGUCAAAGAAAGGCCAUGCCUCAGUAAUAGAUGUCAAACAGCUGUUUAAACACACAGCACCGCUAAACGCAAAUCCAUCUUUUUUGAAAAAGCUUUACGGCUUCUUGUCCAACAUCAUUCGUAAGAUUCGAUGUUUGCCGUCCCUGAGCACUCAAACCUCUGAUGAUGAUUCAGACUGAAGCGGUGGUAAUGAUAUAGCGUGAUACUGAAUCACGAUAUUACACCUUGGAUGCACAUUCUCAUAUUUUUUCGGUAAAUUCUGAAGUUGCACUGCGUUCAAAAUGAUAAUCAAUUGCAUUGAGGAUCCAAGUCACUAAAUGACCAAGUGCGCGUUUAGUGUUUUGGGGGCCCUAAGCAAAUGGUACCGGGGCGAGAUGACUAAUGUCUCCCUGUUCUCUUUCAUCUGUGGAAGCACUUGUUGACAGUUUUAAAGUAAUAAUGAAAUCUGUAUAUUUUUGUCCUUGUCUGCAAACUGACUACUGUGGAGAAUUGUGACUUAUUAAUUGCAUCCGAAUCAAAAGCUAUAAGCAGUUACAAUAUAGUCACUUUUUAAAUUAAAAAAUUAUUUAUGUAACUCUUUAUUUUGGAUGCAAUUAAUGGCUGGACCCCUUUAUUUAUUCAGAAUGUUUUCCAUUUGUGCCAUAAUUAUUUUUCAAAACUGACAAAUUGAUAACUGUUUACCUAGACUUGCUAAACUGUAGCAUUUUCAGGGGAGAAAAAAAAUAUUAAAUAAAUUGCAUUUUAAUUGUG